Durusdinium trenchii is the source of this 6939-nucleotide messenger RNA. The record is from the annotation of a GenBank genome assembly. Lineage: Eukaryota; Dinophyceae; Suessiales; Symbiodiniaceae.
GUGCGGGGAGCUGGAAUCCUGUCAAAGGCUCAGAAAGGAAACCAAAGCGAAAUCGAGGAGCGGCCUUUGCAAUUUCAUCCUUUUGUGCCCGAUUGUUUGAUGUGGGGGGAUUUGUGAUCUCACUUGACAUAUCUUGAUAUAUGUACCCGUAUGCGUUUGCUGCUGAAUGCCUUUGGUAUCCUGUGGUUCUAGGCUUUAGUAUAGCAUGUUGAACUUUCACUGGUUGCCAUAGCCACAGUGCCAAUGACACUCCCGCCAUGGGAGAUGUGUCCGAUUUCGACUUGUCUCGGCUGGACCUGCCGCAGGCCAUCAUCGAAGCGUACAGAACGCGGGGGAUUCGAUCUUUCUACAGCUGGCAAGCUGAGUGCUUAAAGUCUCCAGGAGUUCAAGAGGGGCGGAGCUUAGUCUACUGUGCACCUACCAGCGGUGGGAAGACAUUGGUGAGUGAAGUCUUGAUGUUGCAACGGCUGUUUCGCUUGCGGAAGCGAGCAAUCUUCGUUUUGCCUUAUGUAAGUGUGGUCACUGAAAAGGCGUCGUUUUUGCAGAGCCUUUGCAAAUCGACAGGUGUUUUGGUUCAGGCAUUCUUCGGUGGCAGUUCCUCGAGCAUCAAGGAUCCCUUCGACAUCGCAGUUUGCACUCUGGAAAAAGCCAAUGCAUUGAUCAAUCAUUUGGUUGAAGAAGGCCAGCUAUGCAAAAUGCUUGGGACAUUGGUUGUGGAUGAACUUCACUUGGUGGGAGAUGCAUCCAGAGGAUACCUGUUGGAGAUUUUCCUCAGCAAGGUCUUGUUCUUGGCGCCGGAAAUUCAGGUCUUGGGUUUGAGUGCAACUCUGCCAAAUGUGGAGGACAUUGCAACAUGGUUGAAUGCUGCCUUAUAUCGGACAGUGUAUCGACCAGUUCCGCUCCAAGAAUACAUUUUGUGCGGACACGACCUUUUGAACCCAGAUGGCUCUCAGGUUCGACAACUGUCUUUUGAUGGUUUGAAUGACAAGGACGAGCUGGUCGCAGCUACAUGGGAGGUGACCAGAGAGCAUCACAGUGUGCUGAUCUUUUGCUCGUCCAGAGUGAAAUGUGAACGAGCAGCUGAACUCCUAGCAGUGAAGCUGCCUCAACAGGCUCGACCGCAAAGAGAGCUCCUGGUGAAGCAGAUGCAGCAGCAAAUAGGUGGCGCAGAUCCAACUCUGGAAAAAACCAUUCCAGCGGGAGUCGCGUUCCACCACAGUGGUUUGACGACAGAGGAGAGGAACCUCGUUGAGCGGGGGUACAGGGAUGGCCACAUCAAUGUGAUUUGUGCGACCUCUACACUUGCAGCUGGUGUAAAUCUUCCCGCUCGCAGGGUUGUUUUUCAGACACCCUUCAUGGGAAAUCAGCUACUGGAUGCAACACAGUAUAAACAGAUGGCUGGACGUGCGGGGCGAGCAGGACAAGGGAGUGUCGGAGAGUCAAUCAUAAUAGCACCAGCAGCCACCAGAAAGCAGGUCAUGGAAUUGGUGCAGCAGCAGCUUCCGCGGGUUGCAAGUUGCUUGCGAAACGAAGCUAGAGGAUUGAAGCGCUUGUUGCUUGAAGUCCUUUGCAUUGUACCACAGCUAGGCGCCGGAGAGGAUUUGAUUCGCUUCUGUUCAAGCACUCUCCUGAUGACACAGAAAGCGCCGGCAGAUGAGUCAUUGGAUCCGGCGCAGCGCUAUCCAGAAAUUGCUGAUGCCGUGAAGUGGCUUCUUGCACAUGACAUGGCUCGCCUGGACGAGCGAUCGAACGCUUACCGGGCCACUCCCUUGGGUCAUGCCGUUUGCUCUUCGGGCCUUGAACCUCAACAAGGGCAUCUUCUGUUUCAAGAGUUGCAGCAAGCUCGUAGCUGCAUCUCUUUGGACACCGAUUUGCACGUUUGUUACUUGGUGACGCCAGACAGCCUGACAGCUGUCGAUUGGAACAUCUUCAAGAAAGUCUUGUGCCACCUGUCCUCUGCUGAACGAAGGGUUGCCCAAAGGAUCAAGCUACGGCUUGACCUGGUCGACCAGGCGCAGUUCCAAGGGCGCUUGCCAAAUAGCACCCUGCAGUCUGUGGAUGGGCAGCGAGUCAUGAGGUUCUACAGUGCACUUGUGUUGUGGGCAUUGCUCCAUGAGACCCCUGCACCGCUGCUGUUGAAGCGCUUUGCUUUGAGUAAAGGGCAGCUGCAGCAGCUCCAGCAGUCUGCAGCAUCGUAUACACAUACUGUGGGCGUCUUUUGCAACAAACUGCAAUGGUACACCUUGGAAGCCUUGGUCCUCUCCUUCGAGAAACGCUUGGCCUUGGGCGUGCGUCUGGAGUUGGUGCCCUUGAUGCAGAUACCAGGCAUGGACUGUUCAGUGGCCCGAGCUCUUUACGAGCAGGGCUUUACCACACCUGUGGCUGUGGCGGCGGCAUCGCGGGCAGAAUUGCUACGCACCUUACGGAAGACGUUGCCACAUCAUGUGCCAUCUGCUGCACUUCCUGAAGAAAAUGCGGAUCGAUUGAUUGAGGCAGCUGCAGGCUUAGCAAGAUCUCAAAUCAAAGAAAAGCGAAAGCGUGCCGCAGCCGAGGGUGAAGAUCAAGGACUAAUCGCAGGUGCACCACCGAAGCGUCGCAGCACAGCUAGCAAAGCAGCACCACGACGAGCCAGACCUGCACAGCAGUCUUGGCAACCGCAGACAAGGCGAGCAGACCAGGUUCCGACGCCGCAAAAUCCACUGCCGCAGCUUCCACCGUGCCAGCUGCUUCCAGUGCCGCAGUCGCAGCGGGUGCAGACUGUGGCAUUCCAAGCUGCACAAAGCGUGCAGCCGUUUCAAACGACAUCGGAGCGAGAAGAUCCUUCGACAUCCAGAGGAUGUGAGGAUGAUGCAGCCGAAGGGAGUGAAGCAGGGGACGAUGCUGGGAACUUCCACCCAUUGAGUCGAUGCGCUACCCCCUGCCGCGGCGUGCCGGGCGGUGUGCCGGGCGGUGUGCCGGGCGUGCCCGCAGCGCAGGACACGUCCCCACUCUCUUCAGAGCGCUUGGGCGAAGGCUUAAGGCGGAUGGGGCGCAACAGCUUGAGCCCACGAGAUUUAGAAGCUGUUGGAUCUCCAGGUGCCAGGUCUUCAGGAGUGGCUUCCGGAGGAGUCUCCCCUGGUCCCUCUGCAGACUCUCAGUCUGCUUUGGUGCUGGCCCGUGGAGAACCAUACCCUUGUGUACAGAGUGAGGCAAACUUCCUGGCAUCUGCGCUGGCAACCCCAGGUGCACGGUUCCGACUUCCCCCGCUUCAAGUUCUUUCAUUGCAUCAAUCUCCACUGCAAACCUUGGGCAUGCGCUUGUCAACUGUCGACUGGAUUGGAGCAUCUAUUGUUCCUGGUCAGAAUGGCGAGGAGGCACUUUGCUUGUUGCUGGGCCCCUGCGAGGCAUACAGCUUUGUUUUGCCUGCUCCCAGCUCUGAACGAAGUGCUGCUCCUGCUGAGCCGGCGGUAGAUGGAUUGAUUUGGAGCUGGUUUCGGGAUGAGCAAAACCUGUGUCUCACGACCAACGCCAAAGACCUGGUGGGUGCCUUCCUAAAGCGAGGAAUUGAUGUUCAGUGCUCUCUCGCCGAGCCGCGGAUAGCUCACUGGUUACUGGAUCCGGAUGACAAGGAGAACAUGAGUAUAGCAAAUUUGGCAUCACUUUGUCAGAUUACCUUGGAGGGUAACACUCUCCUGGCAGGUUCUGGGAACUCCUCUGUCUCCUCUCUAAGCUUGAGUCCGGUCUUAAGGGCCAGACUGGCAACAGCUUGGCCUGAGGCUUUUGUGGCUUUGCCUUUGUUGGCGGAGCUCUUGCGCAGGCUGGGUCGACAACAGCUUUUAGGAAGCUUUUGGUGGAUCGAAAUGCCCACUGCCACGGUUUUGGCGUGGAUGGAACACUUUGGCAUUGGAUGCGAAACCAGUGACCCCAACCACACACGCAGCCACGCAUUGUACAAGAUGGCAGCAAUCCAGGAGCAUGUGAAAAGGGUGGUUGGACGGCAGGUGUUGCUAAGCUCCAGUGAAGAUGUUGGCCGAGCUCUCUUCGAAGAUUUGCACCUCCCCUUGCCCAAAGGUGCACAGAUGCGUCGGAAGGCUAGCGGGCGGCUCUGUUACAAAUCUCCACAAGAGCUGCUGAAGCGGUUGCUUCCAAAUCCUGUUGUCAGCUUGAUCAUGGAAUACAGGCAAUUGGUCCACGCCGUGAAGCGAAUCGAGUCCAUUCUACGGUCGGCUGAAGCCCCACGUAUGGAGCCUCUUUGCCCACUGUGUAGCGGGGCACAGGGCUCAACUGGUCCAGUAUUUACUCGACCACGUAUACGGACAGAGUUUGUCCAGACAGGCACAGCGACUGGGCGCUUGGCAACUGCAGCCGGUUCAGUUCCACUGAUGUGCUUGGAGAAUGCCUUUCAAAUCAAUGAAGUGGUUCGACCAUCGCUGCAUCAGGAGCUGAUGCAACAUGGGCCCGACUUGCAAUGUGCAGGGGCUAGAGUUUUUGUUGCUUGUGCCUCUGAAGCACCUCCCAAGCAGCGCUUAUUAAGAGAAGGGGUCAUCGAGGACGUGUCUUCAAGCUUUUGCGACCAGUUGCUGCCUGACACCGACACAUCUGUAGCACAAUACUGGGCCUCUCGCGGUUGGCACAUCUACAAUGAUCCUUCGUGGGCCUCCGCUGUGCGACAGGUCUUAAUUCGUCAUGGUAGCUCGGUGCUAUCAUAUCCUGCUGAUCAGGUAUGGCGCUUAGCAGCAGCUGUCGACGUUGGGGAUGAGUCCGCCAAAAUUCAGGUAAAUCCACGACAGCUCUUGUGCGCGGAGCCUGGGCAUGUUCUCUUAAGCCUGGACUAUUCGCAGAUUGAAAUCCGCCUAAUGGCGCACUUCUCUGGUGACCAACGACUACUCAACAUCUUGCACCAGGGCGGAGACGUUUUCAAGCAGGUUGCAGCAGGUUGGCUUUCCAAGUCCUGUUCUGACAUCUCUCCAGAGGAGCGCAGCGGUGCAAAGCGCAUUUGCUACAGCCUCAUAUAUGGCGUGGGCAUUAGCAAGUUGGCAGCAGAUCUUGGCAUCUCCACACCUCAGGCAAGAGAGCUGAAGGCCUCCUUCAUGAAGGAAUAUGCAGGUGUUGCCUCCUGGAUCACCACUUGUACGGAACAAGCUCGCCAGCAGGGCUUCGUGGAGACCGUGCACGGUCGCCGGCGCUUCCUGCCAGGCCUCGCGGCCGCCUCGGCCGCUGAGCGAGCGCAUGCGGAGCGCCAGGCAGUGAACACCGCCUGUCAGGCUUCAGCAGCUGAUCUGAUGAAAGCUGCCAUGAUCGGCAUUCACAAUCGCCUGAAGCAAAUGCGUAGCCAUGCGUCAGAUGGACGAUGUCGUUUGGUCGGGCGGAUUCUCCUGCAAAUCCACGAUGAGUUGAUGAUCGAAGUGGAAGAGUCACAGCUCAGGGAAGUGCGAGAAGUCGUGGUGUCUGAGAUGAUUCGGGCAGGUGAUCUGAAAGUGCCGCUUCAGGUACGCUGGAAAGUUGGAAGAACAUGGGGCAACUUGGAAUCUUGAGGUGGUCGAGAUUGCUUUGCAAAGUAAUUGAACGGACUGGACGAUGUCAAUGUCUGACCGCAUAAUUGACGUGCACGAAGUCCUGAUUGUUUGUUCCUUUGUUCAGCUAACAAAGAUCUGUGGGAUGGAGGUAGAACGAGGCUUGGCUACCUCAUGAAAUGAGCGGGUGUUUCAUGGACAGGUCGGUCUCUUUAGAGUGGUAAGUUGCCUGUAGUUUGACGCUUUCAUCCCUGAAUCUUCGCAGUUGGCAAUCCGAAUUGGCAAGUGACUGACUAGCAAGUGGUCGCCAAUCACUGCCCAGUGUUGUUUAAUUUCACGGCACAGUGGCGAUGUGCGCAUUUGCAAAAAAAAAAAGCAGUACUGGGCACCAGCAGAAUGAUGGAUGGGAAACUGCCUCUUUAUGACGGGGAGGCUUUGUGUGCCAACUCUGGAUUCAGAAUUGAAUAGGUAUAGGUCUAGGUUCUCGUUAACACUUACCUUUGACACUGUGUUAGAAGGGUUCUUUUUCAAGCCGGGACCUCAAACAUGACCUGCCCCUGCGGCCCGACCCUCGCGUAUGUUCUGAGUCAGUGAGAAAAAACACCGGAGCGCCCAGCAGGACAGAACACUGGCUAUGCCCUUUGUUACUAGUAGAUACUAGUAGCUUCUUGUUCCUAGUAGUAAGGCCAAGAGCUACUAGUAGCGUCCUUGCUGCUAGUAGCGAUGCCCUUUGUUACUAGUAGCGUCCUUGCUACUUGAGGUCUCGGGAACUUGAGCCAUUGGCCUGAUCAUGCCCUUGGCCUCGAAGGCCUUCGGCGCUUCGAGGAUGACUUUGCCAUCUACCAGGAACUGAAUGUCGAGGAGGAUGUGGAGGAGCAAACAACCUGUUGGAUCCUCCAAGAUGCAGACGAGGAUGAUGUCAACUUGGCUGCAAGGGCGAGCAGCGCAGGAGAUCUUCACAGGCAAAGGCCUUCAUCUAUGCCCGACUUGCCCAACCUCAUGAAGUCUCGGCCCAGAGUGGGAUUGGACAAGAUCACCAAAGCAGGUGAAGGGAUGGACGCAGCCGCACCGAAGGGUUCCGAUCCGGCAGGUGAAGAAGUUGAGGAUGCCCAGGGCGAGUUGGACACACUACUGGCAGAGUGCCAAAGGAUGAGUGCUGGAAUGUGUGACUUCUGAACGGGUCAUUUGUAUAGUUUGUAUGCAUUGUGUCUUGGUGGAGCAAUGUGGCAAUAGAUGGCUUGAAUCCACUAUGAACGAGACCGUUCAUGUCCAAAUGAAUGCCACCCUUGAAUGUUAAUUGCUGGCCACAGUUUUUUGAUUUCACCCCAGCAUCGAAGAUGCAUAGAACUGCUUGAGGAUAUUGAAUGCAGAUGUCAUUCCAUCGUUCCAAUACAAUGGGCCCACACCCAUUCUGUACAUAGAUAAAUUGAUAGCAAAUUGAUAUCAA